CCACUCCCGAGCUAGCUCCACCCUUUGCGCCUUCUCUCCUACCUCACACUUUUCUUGCAGAGCCCCCAUCCCAGCGGCCUUUGCGUGAACAAAAUGGCAGCCCCCGUGCCUCGGAGGUUGGCUUCCUUAUCCAAAGCUUUGGGAUGGUGGUCUCGGCAGUCACUCUUGAUAACUCAGUCUACAGCUGUAGUUCCAGUAAGAACUAAAAAACGUUUCACACCUCCUGCUUAUGAACCCAAAUACAAAACAGAAAAGGAGUUUAUAGAAUAUGCCCGGAAAGCAGGAUUGGUUAUUCCCCCAGAACGUUUGGAUCGGCCCAUACAUAGAACUGAGCGAUUGAAGAAAAAUGCAGCAUCACAAUUGUCAAUCCGGAAGAUAAAAGAAUUUGAUGCUAAUUUUAAAACAAAGGACUUCCCUGAAAAAGCUAAGGAUAUUUUCAUAGAAGCUCACCUUUGUCUAAACAACUCAGACCAUGACCGGCUUCAUACUUUGGUAACUGAACACUGUUUUCCGAAUAUGGUCUGGGACAUCAAGUAUAAGACUGUCCGCUGGAGCUUCGUGGAAUCUUUAGAGCCAGCCCAGGUGGUGCAGGUUCGCUGCUCGAGUAUGGUGAACCAGAGCAACAUGUAUGGCCAGGUUACUGUCCGCAUGCACACACGGCAGACUCUAGCCAUCUAUGAUCGGUUUGGGCGGUUGAUGUAUGGACAAGAAGAUGUACCCAAGGAUGUUUUAGAGUAUAUUGUGUUUGAAAAACACCUGCUGAACCCCUAUGGGAGCUGGAGAAUGCACGGCAAGAUUGUUCCCCCAUGGGCACCCCCUAAGCAGCCCAUUCUUAAGACGGUGAUGAUUCCUGGCCCCCAGCUGGAACCUUGGGGAAAAUGUGAAGAGGCACAAAGAGAGAACCAUAAGUCUCAGCUAGCCUGACGACAAAAAUGACUCUUGGGGUAAAGCACUGGUGAUGAUGAUUCUGGACGUUGUGAAGUCAUCCAUCUCUUUUACACCACCGCUGUUUCCUCCUGCCUUGCUUGGAUCUUUUGAGCAGAUUCAUCCUUACAACCAUGUCUGAUGGCUGGGCCCAGGUCGUUGGCUAGUAUGCACAGCCAUGGACCCUUUUUAUUUUUAAAAUCAUAUGUCUAGCUUCUGAGUCUAGAUGAAAGACAAUAUGUUUCACUGAACAAACAUCUGAUACAUUUUUUCACAGCAGAGACUGUGGGAGCUAAUAGGCAACAUUCUUUUGUAAUCACUGGGCAGAGAUCAGAGUUUGAAAUAAAAUACUAUCAGAGUGUUGGACAAA
Messenger RNA from Ictidomys tridecemlineatus (thirteen-lined ground squirrel), 1294 nucleotides. The record is from RefSeq and is a predicted model, not a curated record. Lineage: Eukaryota; Metazoa; Chordata; Mammalia; Rodentia; Sciuridae.